AUGUCAUCCAAUCUCCCGCACAUUCUUCAAUUUGCGACCGAUAAAGUGUACGUGUAUCAACAUUAUAUCUCCACGGGAAAGAAAGUCCCUAUCUCAUCGCUCGCAUAUCGCCUUUUUUAUGAGUUUGUUAUAGAGGAAUUAGAGUCGCUGAAAGAGGUGCGCAGCAUAUCCAUUGAUAUUUCUCAAGACAGAUUAGUUAAUAAGCUUACCUAUAUCCUCAGCAAGCUAGAUUACAGAUUAUAUCUAGACAUAAAACUUAUCUAUCCUGAAGAGACAGAUGAAAAGUACCUGAAACAGCUAUGCCACUUCAUUCGUAAGAUUAAGCGUACGCAGUCUGACGCUCGUAGCUAUCAAAUAGUAUUUUCCCACGGCUGUUCGGUAGAAUCCGCCGUUUAUCUGGUAGACUUGAUUUUCGUUUUAUCUCUUUUGCAGUUAGUUAAUGUUGAGUACAACGAUGGCAAUCUGUUUACAUACCCAAAAAUCUCGAUAAAGCUUGGUGAGCAGCUGAUCAAGGAUGGUUUGUUCUUGUGCUAUCAACCAGAGUUGCCAGAGAUGCUACUAACCAAGGGGGGAGCGAUAGGAAGAUCGGGAAGGUUAGAAAUGCGACGGUUAUCCACCUUGCCGCUUAUGAAGAUCGUGCAGCAAAUCUCCCAGUACCACGGUCAGCAGGGGGUUCUUCCCAUCUUUCUAUCAGAUACCAUUGUAAGUUUCUCUCUUUUCCUCCAUCAUAUCAACGUGACAGAAGUGAGUGAUGGUGAUGAAAAGCUUAAGGAGACGCUACUAUACUUGCAGAAGGCUCUCAAUCCAUCCUACCUUCCCUAUCCAUUCGACUCCCUUUUACGAGAUAUGCGGAAGAGGAAGCAGAUGACCUAUUCUUCCGAGAAGCGGUGGGUUUAUGUGCCUCCGUACGAGAUUUGGUCCAAGGCAGAUUUGCUGAAGAACAUAGUUUGGUUUCCGAGCGGCAUAAGGCUAGCUGAGAUCCUUCCUCAGCUGGACAAAUCUUUGGAAACAGAGGAGAUGAUUUUGAAGUCAGGAAAUGAUACGUCUAUGCAAGUGUUAUUCACGGCUCUUCUGAAUGAGCUGGAAAAUAGCAUGUUGAGAGACAAGGGGGACCUGUCCCAAACAAGCAUACCAGACCUCUCUGUUGCCGACACACAGCUAAGCACCGAUCAGGUUACUCAGAAAUUUAGUCAAAUUUCAUACAUUCCUGGAACCUCUAAGAACGCUACUCUGGCUCAAUCCCAGACGAGUAAUGUGGUGCGAGGGGCAAGCACUGCACAGGUAAGUGUAUCGGCAAAGUUGGAAGACCAUCCUUCGUACAGACUCAUUAUUGCGCCCAUGCUAGAGUCACGUGAACUAGCUCAGUGCAACAUUGCUCUACCAUCGGGCAUAGAGACCUUUAUCUUUUCUCGGGUCUCGGCCUUGAGCUAUACCCAUAAGACACUAGAGGAGGGGCCAAACAAGCAGCGUGAGCGACGGCCUGUCUUCGGAAAGCUCACAAAAGCAAUGAGAGGUUUCAUCUUUAGACGCCGAAAGGAGAUCUUCCCGGCGGCCGUCCCUGAACUGGAGAAAAUGCAGGCGGAUCUUCGGCAGCUCCUCCGGAUAGAUGCUACCACACAACAGACUAAGGCUCGCUUUUCACACGCCCGGCAAGUCAAGGAGUGGGAGAACACACACAUUACCGAGGAGUGGUAUCUAAAGUGUAAGGAGGAUCGGGUGACGCAGUAG
This is a messenger RNA of Giardia duodenalis, 1728 nucleotides long. RefSeq lists its product as uncharacterized. The record is from RefSeq and is a predicted model, not a curated record. The transcript has a single exon. NCBI's taxonomy places the organism in Eukaryota, Fornicata, Diplomonadida, Hexamitidae. Bases 1 to 1728 code for a protein of 575 amino acids.